GGCGGGGAGUAGACUGCUGGCCUCUUCCCACUGUUGAAAAUUCACUGGGCACUGGAGGAGGACAUUUUCCUUCUCUCUGCUGCCCUGAAUAUUUUCCCAAACAUGAAGGCAAUAACUUUAUUCUUCUUGGUGGGAUUUAUAGGAGAGUUUCAAGUUUUUUCAAGUGCCUCCUCGCCAGUCAACUGCCAGUGGGGUUCCUAUGCUCCUUGGUCAGAAUGCAAUGGUUGUACCAAGACUCAGACUCGCAGGCGGUCGAUUGCUGUUUAUGGACAGUAUGGUGGCCAUUCCUGUGUGGGAAGUGCUUUUGAAACACAACCAUGUAAACCUACUCAAGGAUGUCCCACAGAAGAAGGAUGUGGAGAACGUUUCAGGUGUUUCUCAGGUCAGUGCAUCAGCAAAUCUUUGGUUUGCAAUGGGGAUUCUGACUGUGAAGAGGAUGGUGCUGAUGAAGACAGAUGCGAGGAUGCAGAGAGCAGACCCGCCUGUGACGUUGUUAAACCUCCUCCCAACAUAGAGCUUACCGGACGUGGUUACAAUGUGCUAACAGGCCAGUUUAGAAACCAAGUCCUCAAUACCAAAAGUUUUGGUGGUCAAUGCAGAAAGGUGUAUAGUGGGGAUGGGAGAGAUUUCUACAGACUGAGUGGAAAUAUCCUCUCCUACACAUUCCAGGUGAAAAUAAAUAAUGAUUUUAAUCAUGAAUUUUACAAUAGUUCCUGGGCUUAUGUAAAAGAUACAUCGACAGAACAUUCAUCAUCUAGUCAAGGACGUAUCCUCUUUUUUCAUUCCUCAUCUUCUUCAUAUGGUUACUCUUCAAAUACGAAUAUACUUGUUAAGAAAAAGAGUUAUCAAUUGUUGGUUCUUCAGAACACUGUUGAAGUGGCUCAGUUUAUCAAUAACAAUCCGGAAUUUUUACAACUGGCUGAGUCAUUCUGGAAGGAACUCUCUUACCUUCCCUCUCUGUAUGACUACAGCGCCUACCGAAGAUUGAUUGACCAGUAUGGGACACAUUAUCUUCAGUCUGGGUCCUUAGGAGGAGAAUACAAAGUUUUCUUUCAUAUGGACUCAGAAAAAGUCAAAAAAUUUGAUUUCCAUUCAGAGGACAAGAGGAAAUGUGCUUCCUCACAUUUCCAGUUUCUGUUUACAUCAUCAAAACAAAAAUGCACAACGAUGGAAGAGGCCUUAAAAUCAGUUUCAGAAAAUGAGGGCAAUUUGUUGCGAGGGGUCCCAUCUGUCAGAGGAGGACGUCCUGGCUUCUCGGCUGGCCUUAGUUACCUGGAGCUGAACAAUCCUGCUGGAAACAAACGUCGAUAUUCUCAGUGGGCAGGAUCUGUAACUGAUCUUCCUGAAGUCAUAAAACAAAAGCUUACACCUUUGUAUGAACUGGUCAAGGAGGUUCCCUGUGCCUCUGUGAAAAAGCUAUACCUGAAACGGGCCAUCGAGGAGUAUCUGGAUGAAUUUGACCCCUGCCAUUGCCGGCCUUGUCAAAAUGGUGGCAUGGCCACUGUUCAGGGAAGCCAGUGCCAGUGCUACUGCAAACCAAACACGUUUGGUGUGGCGUGUGAGCAAGGAGUCCUCCUAGGGGAUCAAGCAGGAGGGGUGGAUGGAGGGUGGAACUGCUGGUCCUCUUGGGGUCCCUGUGUUCAAGGGAAGAAAACAAGAAGCCGAGAAUGCAAUAACCCCUCUCCCAGGGCGGGUGGGAAAUCCUGCAUUGGAGAAACCUCAGAAACCAGGCAAUGCGAAGACGAGGAGCUGGAGCAUUUGCGAUUGCUCGAACCACAUUGUUUUCCCUUGUCUUUGGUUCCAACAAAAUUCUGCUCAUCACCUCCUGCCUUGAAAGACGGAUUUGUUCAAGAUGAAGGUGCCACAUUUCCUGUUGGGAAAAACAUAAUGUAUACUUGCAAUGAAGGAUUCUCUCUGGUUGGAGACCCUGUUGCCAGAUGUGGAGAAGAUUUGCAAUGGCUUGUUGGGAAAAUGCAUUGUCAGAAAAUUGCCUGCGUUCUGCCUGCACUGAUGGAUGGCAUACAGAGUCAUCCCCACAAACCUUUCUACACCAUUGGCGAGAAGGUGACCAUUUCCUGUUCAGGCAGCAGAUCCUUAGAAGGUCCCUCGACAUUUCUCUGUAGUUCCAGCCUUAAGUGGAGCCCUGAGGUAAAGAAUGUCCAGUGUGUGCAGAAAGAAGCACCUUUGACACCGAAAGUGCCUAAAUGUCAGCCCUGGGAGAAACUGCAGAAUUCGAGAUGUGUUUGUAAAAUGCCCUAUGAAUGUGGGUCCUCCUUGGAUGUAUGUGCUCGAGAUGAGAGAAGCAAAAGGAUACUGCCUCUGACCAUUUGCAAGAUGCACGUUCUCCAGUGCCAGGGUAGAAAUUACACUGUGGCUGGUAGGGAGAGCUGCAUUCUGCCUGCCUCGGCUGAAAAAGCUUGCGGUGUGUGUCCACUAUGGGAAAAAUGUGAUGCCGAGGGCAGCGAAUGUGUCUGCAGAGCCGCCUCGGAGUGCGAGGAAGCAGGAGUUAGCGUCUGCGUAGAGGUGAACGGCAGGGAGCAGACGAUGACGGAGUGCGAGGCCGGCGCCCUGAGAUGCGGAGGACUGAGCAUCUCCGUCACCGGCAUCCGGCCCUGCGCCGCCGAGGCCGCGUAGGUGCCGGCUCGCCGUCCCUCAGGCGCUGUGGCUGAACUAAAGCUCUGCACAGCCAGCCCUGUAGGCUUCCAAGCACGCAGGCCCAUUCUUUCUCCUUCCCCUCCGUGUCCCCUUCCCCCAACUUGUACCCCUGCAUAAUCCCACAGCCCUUUGUCCUCCCAGACCCGAAUUCAGAUCUUUUUUCUCUUCUCUUUCUAAAAAAUGUCAGUCUGAAGGAUAUUGAUGAACCUUUGCAAAUGUUUUGUACUUCUCUGGACCUUGCCUUUUUUUUUUUUUUUUUUUAAUCUGAAAACUAGAGGGUUAGACUAGAGAAAUUUCAAUGCUCUAUGAUUCUUUUAAGUAUGAUUGACUCCACUCAUAAGCCAGAAUACAUUCUACAAAUUGAUUAGGAGAACAGAAAGAUUAGAGAGGCUGUCUUCACUCAGUAAAACCGAAUACGAAGGGGAUCUGGAAUGGAGGAAGACAGAUACAAUUAUUCCAUCCCAAAUGGUAAUCCCAGGCUUCACCCUGUUGACCCAGGCAGGACACCUGGAGAUCCCUAAUCUUAUCAGAAGGUUAAAUCACCCAUCAUCAAAGUGGAAUCCGUUCUGUGAUGGCUACCUUCUUGUCUGAGAACAAAUACAAUUCAGGCUUCACUCUGGAGCUUUUCUUUAGUAUGUGCCAAAUUCAAGACCUGUAAUUCACCUUCCUCUUCUUCUCUCUCUCUCUCUCUUUUUUUUUGGUAGGAAGCAUCAUUUAUGCUUGAGCUAUUGAGUGAUUGCAUAUUUGGGUGAAGAGUGUUCUUUAAUACGGAUACACACCUAGAUUUUUCCGGGGACUCUACAGGUAGAUCCGUUUGAAGCAUUAGCUCUCUAUUUAUCCCCUAUUCAUCUUUCAUCAAAACAAAAUAGCAGCUGUAUGAGGUUAAAUGAGUGGGAUUCAGUGGGAUUUAAGCAUGCAUUUAUACACAAAUAAUAUCUGUAUUUUCUGAUACAUUUUAAUAAAACUUUAGUUUAAAUGACAGUGAUUUAAAAACUCAUUAAAGAUACCAUUCUUU
Budorcas taxicolor (takin) is the source of this 3670-nucleotide messenger RNA. It is a transcript of the gene C7, whose product is annotated as complement C7. Gene Ontology annotation, molecular function: protein binding. The record is from RefSeq and is a predicted model, not a curated record. Gene Ontology annotation, biological process: immune response. NCBI's taxonomy places the organism in Eukaryota, Metazoa, Chordata, Mammalia, Artiodactyla, Bovidae. Gene Ontology annotation, cellular component: membrane attack complex. The transcript has 18 exons. Bases 103 to 2634 code for a protein of 843 amino acids.